Rotaria sordida is the source of this 843-nucleotide messenger RNA. Lineage: Eukaryota; Metazoa; Rotifera; Eurotatoria; Philodinida; Philodinidae. The record is from the annotation of a GenBank genome assembly.
AUGGUCAGUUUAAAUGCACAACAUGGUCGAAGUGUAGGAGGUAUCUCCUUCGAUGACCGAUCAUUUACUACAGCUGAUGAGGCUGUACAUGAAAAUACACCCCUCAUUGAUAAUUUGGAACAACCUUAUCGACCGAUUCGAACAACUGGUUUUAUUGUGAUACAUAUUCUUCUUACGAUUACUUUUAUGACGAGUAUUGCGCUGUUUCCAUCUAUAAUUUGUCCUGAUAAUUCCUAUAAUGCUACUUCAGUAAAAUGUAAUAAUCAUUCUGGUUAUAAUAUGGCGUUAUAUAUUCAUGCAGGUAGUUAUUUUGUUAGUCUUGGUUUUGAUCGUUUAUAUCAUCAUUAUCAAGAUUUAUCACGACGAGAUGGUUAUCUUGAAUUUUAUCGUCAAACACGAAAUUUAAGACGUACACCAUUGUUUAUUAUUUCAACAGGAAAUGCAAUUCUUGUUGCUUUAAUUGAACUACUUGAAAAUUAUCGAGAUGAUUUAGCAAGAUUAAAUGUGAAAUUAUAUCCAUGGCAUUUUCUUGUUAUACUUACUUCAGUUGAAGUAUCCAUUAUAUUAACUGCACUUUUAUGGUAUCUGGUUCUUACAAUUAAAUUUAAUCAUCGACGAGCACGUCCAGAUGCAACACAUGAAGAUUUACUUUCAAGUUUUGUUACAUCACAAACAUCAGCUAAUGAAAUUGGUUUUCGUGAUGAAACUUAUAGAGAAAAUGUUCUAGAAAAACAAGCUGAUUUAAUUCGAUACUUACGUGAACGUAAUGAACAAUUAGGUCGUCUUGUUCUUAAUUUUAAACAACAAGUUGAUGUUCAACAAAACGUUAGAAAUCAUAAUUAA